UUUGGCUGCGGUCACACUGCUCGUGUGCAUAAAAUAAAAAGCAGAGGGCACUUUAGGCAACAAUAAUAAUAAUAAACAGCCGAUCGACCGAUAACUGAGUCCCAAAAUAAGGCGCACAUAGUAUAGACGAGCAGACGAACAAGGCGGCUGUGCGGGACGGAGUAUCGAUCCUUUUUACCGGAGCGGAGUGGAUUGGAGUACAGUGCAGUGUCGCUAAGCGUGACAAUGGGCGCCUGUGUGUGUCGCAUGAACCCCGACAACGAGACGAUGAGCGUCUCCUCGGCGAGCAUCUCGCGUCCCACCAGCGCAGGCAUUGCCAUGGGUGCGGCCCGCAAGAACCGACCGCUCUGCCACGAGACCAUCCGGUGGCGAUCUGACGUGCCACUGACCGAGGGACAGCUGCGGUCCAAACGGGAUGAAUUCUGGGAUACCGCGCCGGCCUUCGACGGUCGAAAGGAGAUCUGGGAUGCGCUGCGGGCGGCCACUACCGCAGCCGAGGGACUUGACUUCCAGAUGGCCCAGGCCAUUCUGGACGGGGCUAACGUAUCGGUCCCGAAUGGCUACCUUACAGAAUGCUACGAUGAGCUGGGCACCCAGUACAAAGUGCCCAUUUACUGUCUGUCAUAUCCCAUAAAUAUUGUAAAGGAGGAGAAUGGGCGCGACUCGCCUGCCGAAUACUCUGAGCCCGUGGAUGGUGGCACCGACAUCUUUUUGAAGCUGCGCAUAUCAUCCACCAUGACUGAUGUUAAACUACCGGUUUACUCUAAGGACACCGUAGGGCAGUGCAAGAAAAAGCUUCAGGCCGCCGAGGCUGUCAACGCCUGCUGUCAGCGAUGGUUCUACAGCGGCAAGCUGCUGGGCGACAAGGUGCCAAUCGACGAGUGCAGUAUACACCAGGGAUAUGUGGUGCAGGUGAUUGUCAACACGGAGCACUACAACCACGACAAUAGCACAAGUACAUCGCACGCCAGCUAGCGGCGCAGUCUACGCACACUAGUCUACAGCAACAGCAUCUGCAAGGAGCCACGGCAGCAGCCGCAGGAUCUGCAGCAGCAGCAACUUUUGGCCAAAGCGGGCAACGUUAUCUUGAGGAGGGGGAUUUUCAUAUACUCAGUUCAUGGCUCAAGAAACCAUACGGGAAAUGUACAGAAAACAACAGCAUCAACAGGCACAACAGCAACCGCAUACUCAUAGCAUUUAUCGAAACAAGCAACAAUUGCAAAUUGUUGCCCUGUCUGCCUUGUUGCUGUUGCUUUUGUUGUGGCUGCUCGCCUUGUUACGCUUUGUUUAAUAUGUCUAUAUAUAAAUUGUAAAACAAAAGAUGGAAACUAAGUCGCUGAGAAAGGGAAAUCAGAAUGAGAUACAUAAAUCAUAAACUUAAAUAUAUUUUUUUGAUGGUAAUUACAUUAUAAAAAAACUGAUUUAUUCAGUUCACAAACCAUAUACUGUCAACUGUAUAUGAAAGGAACUAUAUAGAGAACAGUAACUAUGAUCUUGGCCACUUGUCUAUUGAAAACUAAAAAUGUGUACAAUUUUAUAAAAACCAACAUAGAAGGCCUCUAUUAACUAAUUGUAAGCAAGUGUUUGAGCAUUUGCCCGAUGUAUAUGUAAUGUAAAAAUAAACGAGAAUUGUAGUAUUUGGCCGCAAUAGAAAGCAUGCAA
Messenger RNA from Drosophila yakuba, 1662 nucleotides. Its product is annotated as ubiquitin domain-containing protein 1. Bases 226 to 975 code for a protein of 249 amino acids. Gene Ontology annotation, molecular function: protein binding. NCBI's taxonomy places the organism in Eukaryota, Metazoa, Arthropoda, Insecta, Diptera, Drosophilidae. The record is from RefSeq and is a predicted model, not a curated record. The transcript is spliced from 5 exons.